UCCCGGAGCCGGGCAAAGGGGCGUGGCUUGGUCUGUUCCUCAUUCCCUCCCAGGGAAACAGCUGCCUCUCUGCCCAGCCCCAGCAGCACCUGCCUCUCGCCAUGGACGGCAGCGGGGCCCCUGCCCUCCCUUCGGAGAUCAGCAGCUUCCUCACAGAUGUUGACACAUUUGUAUCAGAUAUCUUAAAAGGAGAAAAUUUAUCCAAAAGAGCAAAGGAAAAGAAGGAUGCUCUGAGUAAGAAAAUAAAAGACAUUAAGUCCAAUUACCCUCAAGAAUUUUCUGAAAAAGCAGAACUGGAAGAUGGGGAAGAGCUUGAAGGCCCCAUGCAACCCGACAAUCUCUCUUUAGCAUCCGACCGUGGGGAUAAAGAGGAUGAUGGGCCCCUUGAGGGGAAUCAAUUUCUUCCAGUUGCAGCACAGGACCUUCAGGCUGUUGUAAAAUCUGGAUAUCUGGAAAAACGCAGGAAAGACCACAGCUUUCUUGGGUUUGAGUGGCAGAAACGGUGGUGUGCUCUGAGUCGAACAGUUUUCUACUAUUAUGGAAGUGACAAAGACAAACAACAGAAAGGUGAAUUUGCUAUAGAUGGCUACACCGUCAGAAUGAAUAAUACCCUUCGGAAGGAUGGAAAGAAAGAUUGCUGUUUUGAAAUCGCUGCUCCUGAUAAGCGCAUUUAUCAGUUUACAGCUGCUACUCCCAAAGAAGCCGAGGAAUGGGUACAGAGUCUCAGAUUUGUCCUACAAGACAUGGGGUCUGAGGUUAUUCCAGAAGAGGAUGAGGAAUAUGAUGACAUUGGGGAAGCUGUGAUGCCUUCUCUGCAAACAAGAACUGAACCAAUAGAUGAUGACAUUUAUGAAGAGCUUCCAGAGGAAGAACCAACAACAGUCACCAUCAUUCCACGAAAGGAUGAAGAACCAAAGAAACAAAGUCAGGAGGCUGUUAGCAAUGUUUCGGGCAAUAAAAAAACCGAUUAUGUUAAUUUCUAUCAAGGUUUGUGGGACUGUACCGGAGAUGUUCCUGAUGAGCUGACAUUCAAACGUGGCGACAUUAUCUACAUUCUCAGCAAGGAGUACAAUAGAUUUGGCUGGUGGGUAGGAGAAAUGAAAGGAACCAUUGGCUUGGUGCCUAAAUCCUACAUAAUGGAGAUGUAUGAUAUUUGAGAGGCCUGGGUGGACCCCACAAAUUAGAUGAUGACUGGCAUAGAUACCAACACAAGAUGCAAACUCACAAGCGUCUGGUUUUCAUUAAUAUAUUUCAGAUAGAUAGAUAGAUUAUGGUGCUGUUUGAAUUUUUAAAAAAUAUUUACUGUUGUAUGGUGAACUGCCCAUUGUAAUUUUGGCAAUGGGGGUUAUAUGAGAAAAUAUAGAAUCCAGGCAUUUAUUAUCCUUUUGAUAAAUGGGCACAGCAUACAAGAAAUAUAUCCUGAGCAGGACCAGUUACUUUAGCAAUAGGUAGAUGUGGACCAAUUUACAUUCAUUUCUAUGUGAGUGACAUUGAAAAUGUUCUCAGGGCAUUUAUGUUUCUUGGCACCUAUGAUAUGGAUCUCCUGUGUGAAUGUUCUUGUUUCAUAUUUCUGUACUGUUACUUUUUUUUUUACUGUACAUUCAUUAUGCUGAAGUAGGAUAACUUAGGUUCAAAAGUCCAUGACACUGUGAUAGUACACCAUGCUUACAAUAACAUAUACCAGUAGCUGUUUUUAAAAGUAACCGGAGAAGCUUUAUGUUGCACUCCAUUGCAUCAAAUCCUACAUAUUUUUGGUCAAACAUUGUGUUUUUGAAGUAGCAUGAAAUACUCCCCCCCCAUUCUAAAUAUUUUUGAACUUUAACUGUUUUAUUGGUGAACCUAAAUACCCUAAAGGCACCAAAUCCUGUCUGAUCUUGGAAGCUAACCAUGGUCAGCUCUGGUUAGAACUUGGAUGGGCGACUGCCAACAAGUACCAUGUGCUGAAUUUCAGAGGAAGGAACCAACAAACCAACCUCUGAAUAUUCCUUACCUAAGAAAAUCUUAUGAAAUUCAUGAGUCUCCAUAAGUCAGCAGGCAACAUGAAGGUAGAUAAACGCACACACCAUCUCCCCUCCUUCCCCCUUUCUGAUACUAUUGCUUCUAUGCAAUUUGGUGUUGUUGCUUUUGACUGCUACACUGUCAUUCUCUUGAGUAAAUCACAUUGGGUGGUCUUUAGACAAUCAAAAAUCACAUAAAAGAGGGAUUAUAUUGUAAAGAUAAGUAGAAAAUCUGAUUUGGCUACACAAGGUCUUUAAGAGCAAAUACACUCAGUUACCUUUAUAAGCCAAGAUUCUAUUAAAGAUAAGCAGAGCAGAAAGUCUUUCCCUGCCCAGAGUCAUACAGGAUUGCCACAGGUUGCUAUUGCAUAUGCUUCAAUGUCUAUUUGGAAGACAUUAUUUCUCCUUGCAAAAUGAGGUAAUGUUCUAUGAGCAGCAAAAAUGUCAAACUGCUUACACUAUGUAUGGUCCAUUGCAUAAGAGGUUUAGAUCAAUAGAACCUUCACCUUACCUCAAUAGCAACAGCAACAAUAGCGUGAUCAUGAUUAUGAUCAUGAUUCUCAGUUUCAUAGUCAUACCAGAUGUGAACAUCAAUUAUAGUGGUAGAUCGUCAUCAUCACCACCACUACCACUCCUUCAUAAUUGUUGUAUCCCUGCAAUAUAUCCAGGAAUCUGACUGGCAUACAAUAAAAUUAUUUGUAACAUUUUAAAACCGUUUAAAACAGUAACAGUAAUUUAAAUAGGAUAAAAACAUAUUAAACAUCUUGAUAAGUUAAAACAAAACAGGUUUUUAAUCAGUUUAAAGCAAUGUAAUAUAAUUCAGAACUAUACAAAUGCAGAUUUUCCAAACUCUAGUGAGUUUUAUUUUGGGGGGGAGGAGGGGAAUGGAGCUGCUGAAUGCAUUUGUGAAAGCAGUUUCCCUUCAGAAAUUGCUCUGAAAGGAUGCAAAAGUGUUUGCUCAUUCAAAGUGAGAGAAAUUCUGUUCCAAGAAGUAUUGCCUCACUCUGAUUUUAUAUUGUUUGCUCUCUAGCAACAAAUUGUUGACAUAAUUAAAUCUAUAUAGCAUUAUAAUGUUAUGCCAUCCCCAUCUUUUCACUCAAGACAUGCCUAAGACCAUAUCGUAAUGUGGAUGGGAUUGUAACAAUAAUUUUACACAAGCUAUUUGGAUAAUUAGUUCACCAGAAUCUCUUUUCCUAUUUGGAAAUAAGUGGCAUCUUCAGAAAGGCAAGUAACAUUUUUGACAACUCCUUGUUUUCGAGUGGUUUCUUGUCUGUCUGCAUUGUACUCUGAAUUAUAUCACAAAUGACCAGUGAUCAAAAUGUCUGUAAAUUGAUUAACACUGUUUCAGAAGAGCAGCAUCAGUAGAGCUAGUAGUAUCAGAAACGUUCACAUCUCUUACUGAAAACACCAUAACUUUUGGUGGUUUGCCAACUCAAUAUAGAAAACUGUUGCCUAAGACCAAAACUAAGCAGAAGCCUUUUCACAGUACACACAUAUAGCACUAUGAUUCCAUUUUUAUUGCCAUAGCUGCAUCCUAUGGAAUCUUGGGAUUUGUAGUUUAGAGAAGGGCAAUUAAAAUUCUCAGCCAGACAACUCUAGUCCUCCCCAAACUACAAACCCCAGGAUUCCAUAGGAUUGGCAGUUAAAGGAGAAUUAUUGUGCUACAAUUGUGCAGUCUGAAAAGGCCCAAGAAUGUAAUUAAUAUUACCAUGCCCAUGCAAAGCAUUCAUAUGUAGAACCAGUAAUACCUGAUACUGUUGACCUGGGAUUUUGGGGUCAAUUUUUGGGCAUAAAUUUUUAGAUGUAUAGAUGAGUAUAUAUGGUAAGUCUCCAUGAGUCCCUCAGGACCUAUGUCUGAGUAGACCUGUAUAGGAUUCCAUCGUUCCUUUAAAAUGAAUGAGAUCAUUAUAAGGAUUCCCAGUCCCUCCAUAGCAGAGAAGCAUUCAGUGCAUCUCCCUCCUUGCUGGUUAAACUUGUACAGUCCUGGAACAUUUUUACGAAGUGAUGAGCUCUUUGCAUAUAUACCAUGGCAGAGCCUUCCAUUUCAGUAGCAACUCAAAAUAAUAAAAAAGAAAGAUAUGAGUGUCAUUUAAAUUCAUCAUGAGACUUUUAUUUAAAGAGAGGUGGUUUUGGAUAGUCUUUACGGAGAUUAAAUCAUUCUGCAGUUUUAUGUGCCUGAUCUAAAUCCCCGAGACACAAUGCUUUUCUUUUUUUAACAAACCAGGAAUUACAUCACUCCUAUCUUGCAUUAAAUAGGGCAAAUCCAGAGAGAGUGGACCUUUUUUUGUUUUACCAAGGUUGGCCAGUAGAUGCCAGUAGACUUUCACAGCACAUUGGACUGCUAGGAAACCCAUCCCCCAGCAGUGUUUGUCAUGCUCAGAUGAAUCUUUUAGAGCCUAAAAUAUUUGGAGGGACUCUUUUCCCCUUUUCAUGUAAAUCCAGGAGAGGGAGUCCUUAGCUAACUGAUGAAUGACAGACCCUCCAAAUCAUUUUUCCUAUUGAUAGUGUGAGAGACGCAUUUUUAUUGUUUUCAUAACCUUUUCCUCACAUAAUACAAAUGGAUAUGUUUAGUACACACAAACAUGCACAUAUAUAUUAAAAAUGAGGAUGUUUUUCAAAGGUAUGAUAUCCUCACCUUCUAAUCAGAGAUGGUAUUGGAAUAUGUUAGCAAAGUGAAAUGUUUGCUUGGAAAUCCUGACAAAUACCAUAACUUUUGGGUGGUGGAAAGAGAGGGCACCCUGUUAAUGUGACUGCAGUAUGUGUUAAUUGCUUUAUUCUCGUUGUUUACUUAUAUUUCCUUUGCGUUCCUCGGAAUACUGAGAGAGCUGUUUUCUAAGACAUAUUUUAUGUAGCAUUUUGCUUGAUUAUUUGUUCUGUACUGGAUUUGUACUAUAUACUGCUGUUAAAUCUUACACUAAUGUUCCACGCUGCAAAUUUUUAAGGUUCAAAUAAAGUUUAAUUGUUUGCAAA
This is a messenger RNA of Sceloporus undulatus (fence lizard), 4967 nucleotides long. RefSeq names its product src kinase associated phosphoprotein 2 (gene SKAP2). The coding region runs from base 102 to 1157 and encodes 351 amino acids. Gene Ontology annotation, cellular component: plasma membrane; cytoplasm. NCBI's taxonomy places the organism in Eukaryota, Metazoa, Chordata, Lepidosauria, Squamata, Phrynosomatidae. The record is from RefSeq and is a predicted model, not a curated record. The transcript has 13 exons. Gene Ontology annotation, molecular function: protein binding.